GUUCCGUGACGUCACGCGACCUGGCUGCCUUUUUAAAAAGACGGCGGGAAUCGCUCUCUUUAUUUCUUCGGUUCUGCUGAGAAGAGCGUUCUGUCCCGCGUUCAUUCGCAGAAAACCGCGCGAUGGUGCGAACUAAAGCUGAUAGCGUUCCCGGCGCGUACAGGAAAGCUGUUGCUGCCUCUGCGCCUCGAAAAUCCCUCGGCGCUUCCGGCUCCGUGAACGCGCACAGCAGCGGCGCGCAGUCGGGCACGCCUGCUAAGAGUAAGUACGCGGGGGGUAACCCUGUGUGUCCGCGGCCCACUCCCUCGUGGCAGAAGGGCAUCGGAGACUUCUUCGGUGGCCCCAGUCGGAAACCAGAGAAGGAGAACCUUCACCCCGCGCCUGAUGAUGAAGAUGAAGAAGAGGCGGGCGGCAGCGGCGUGGCUAAAGUGCCCAGGAAGUCCAGACCCAUCAUUGAUGAAGAUGAGGAAGAGGAUUGAUCUCUUGAUCUUCAGUUUACAUGUUUCAUUGAUGCUUGAGUAUUUUUAGUGUAAAUCUUUGUAAAUACUUUUAAUGGAUGUCUCGCUGGUUUUGUACAGAGGUUUAAUAAAAUGAUUUUUCAGA
Carassius gibelio (silver crucian carp) is the source of this 603-nucleotide messenger RNA. It is a transcript of the gene pclaf, whose product is annotated as PCNA clamp associated factor. The record is from RefSeq and is a predicted model, not a curated record. Gene Ontology annotation, cellular component: nucleus. NCBI's taxonomy places the organism in Eukaryota, Metazoa, Chordata, Actinopteri, Cypriniformes, Cyprinidae. The coding region runs from base 123 to 479 and encodes 118 amino acids. Gene Ontology annotation, molecular function: chromatin binding. Gene Ontology annotation, biological process: translesion synthesis; regulation of cell cycle. The transcript is spliced from 4 exons.